AAGCAGCCGCCCCCUCGGGCUCGCGCCUGCGCGCUGCGCCGCUCCGCGCUGCGGCGGGGCCGCUCCGUGGUCGUGAGGGGCCUCGGCGAGACGGAAGUUGGCGUCCGCGGCUGCUCUCUGCUUCCGCGCCUCGCUCUACGGCCGGCGGGGGAGGGGGGCGGCAAGAUGGCGGCGGCUGGCCUGUGGCGGCGGCUGUGCCAGGGGUCAGCUUUUCCUGUCAAUUAUGCAAGCAGAAUUAUGGGAAGACAAUGUUUUCUUCCAAACAAUGACUUGAUGGGAGUACGGCUGGCUAGAUCCUAUGUUGAUACUCAGGAGCAUAAGAGUAAUCCUUUGGUAUCUAUUUCAGAUGAGCCAGAAACACUGUACAAGAGAUUAUCCCUUUUAGUUAAAGGCCAUGAUAAAACUGUGUUGGACAGCUAUGAGUAUUUUGCAGUGCUUGCAGCCAAAGAGCUUGGCAUCUCUGUUGAAAAAGUACAUAGACCUCCAAAAAAGAUAGAACGAUUCACACUUUUAAAAUCUGUACACAUUUACAAGAAGCACAGAGUUCAGUAUGAAAUGAGAACACAUUACGUCUGUUUAGAGUUAAAACAUUUAACAGGCAGUACUGCUGCUGUGUAUUUGGAGUAUGUUCAACGAAACUUACCUGAAGGGGUUGCCAUGGAAGUAAAAAAGACUAAGAUAGAGACAAUACCUGAGCACAUUCAGAAACCAGUUUGCGAUACGCUACCUCAAGCAGAAGAAACUCAAGUCAAGUCAUGAACUCAGCAGAUCAGCAGGACCUCUCUGAAAAUAUGAAAAUAUAUGCUCGAAUGAAGAAAAAGGCCUUCCACCAGGAGAAAAGGCAAAAGUAGAAAACUAGGGAAGAGGAAAGACACAAGUAGAUGCUGCACUGGCAAAUGAAAUGAGACAGAAGAAUGAAGACAGUAAGCUCGCAAGGAGAAAUCAAGUUAUGUUUAGAUCAGCACAGGUCUCUGAAACAACAGCAGGAGCUUUUAUAAACCAUGCAUCUCUGGAAGACGUCACGCGGAUAAAAGCACAGUGAGGAAGCUGUGAGUAAGAAACUGUAACAGGAAAAUUGCUGGUUGUCCGUUAUUCUAGCAACUAAAAGCGCCAUUAUAAAUUACAUGAUUUCAUUUCUUCGCAAAUGCAAUACAAGUUCGCUUAGCAAUUUAUUCAGCUUAAAAUUCGCAAUUCACGGGAGCGAUUGCAUUUCAUUUAGAACAAAGUUACUAGAAAAGCUGUGGAGAGACCCCCUCCCCCGCCCCGAGUGCUUGUUCAGACUGUAAAGUGAAGCCAAGACUCGUCUCCCCCUUUCCGUUGCAGAAAGGAGCGGGCCGAGCUGUAACGAAGCCUCCCCGGAGGGCAGGGCCGGACCGGACCGGAGCCGGGGGACCCUCCCGCCCGGCGCCGCUCAAUAUGGCGCACGGCCAAGCCGCCCCCCCGGCACGGGGGCCGCAGGGCGGGUAACAGUCGGGCUCGCGCCGGCGGGGUUGGGGGCGGCGUUAACGUGUGGAAAGGCGGCCCAACGGCCGCACGGCGCGUGCUGGUGAAGGGCGCUGCUGGCUGCGCUCCCGCCGGCAGCUCCGCAGGGACUGGGGUCACAGCUCGCCCGCGGCGGAGAGGUCCCGCCACGGACGAAACGGGGUCUGAGACAAAGCUGCGGGCCGGGGCCCGUCAGGCUGUGGCAGCGCUGCCGUUGCCCCGGGUUUGUGUUCCCCAGACUCCCGUCGAGGAGUAAAGCGCGGCGUUGCCGCGGGUGUAUGCGUCUCUACAAGCUUGUGUCGCCACGCUGAAACGCGAAGCUAAGGACUACCUAAUCCUGCCAGCAGGGGCAGCACGUUACUGAGCUUGUCUGCUAACACACCUGCGGGUGUCUAACAUGGAAGGUAGGCUUUGACAGGCUGCAGAGGUUAAUCUGCUGCUCCCGGGUCCUGCUACCAAACAGAAAAGACUUUAAUUACAUCCUCAUUCUGUUGACUGGUUUAGGAAAAAUCUGUUGCAUCCAACGUCUCUCCAAGUCGGAGACGUUUAAAAAAUAUUUUUUGAUGUUGCUACACGUUCUCUGAGGAAGACUGAUAUAAUUUAAGAAAAAGGAUUAAGAAAAGGAUUACUACCACACCUAGUGCCUACAUGCUCUUCAGUCCCAUGCGGUAUUAAGGUCAGUGCUGUUUUGUCACCUGUACCCAAUCAAUGAGAAGCUGCAAUAUUAAUCUGCUGGGAAGCACAUCUUCUAAGACACAGUUGUGAAUGGCAGUACAAAACUUUAAGUAGCAUGGAAACAGUUUAAUCCUAAGCAAUAAACCCUACCCCAACAUGAUCCUUCUCACACAGUUGUGGGGAGGAGGAGGGAGGAAGGAGUCAGAGCAGAAAGGAGGCAGCGGUACCAGGUCUAUAAUCAGGCUGACACUGAAGUCAGGAGGAAGAAAAAUGGGGACAGUAGAUACUAAGCUACAGGCCCAAAUCUUGCAAGCAGUUAGAAAAACUUCCCCAGUAUUGUUAAAAGAAAUGUGAAUAAAUGACCACAAAAGCAAGUGCUGAGAUUCUUAGCAUCACAAAAGUGCAAGAUUAAUGCAUUUUAAUAAUAUUGAUAAUGUUCACUCCCCUAAAAGCUCCAGGGUUCAGCUUUGAACAUAGACUUCGGCUUCUUCUGUUGCCUCCUAACUGCCAACAUUGUAAAAGUCAAUAAGCAAUAAUUGUUGCAAGACAAAAACAAACCUGCUAGUUGAAGAGAAAACCUCCUUUCUCACACUUCUGACAGAGGUAGGAUUGACUGGCAAUGUUUGUCCUCUUAAAGAGCAUGGUUGCUAACUGCACAAAAAAACUAGUAGUCUGAAAUAGGUUAUUUUUGUCAGUGUUGUUAUACAAUGUAUUGCCUUUCUAGAAGCAUGCUAAGGAAAUGCCUACUGCUGGGCCAUGGCUGAUCACCACUCACAUAUGUCAGUAUAGCUAUUGGGGGGCUACACAGUAAAUCAGGUUAGCAGAGCUGCAGUAAGAGCACACCAGAUUAAGCUCCACACCAGAAAGGGUUGUCUUAAUCUCAGAUAACUUUACUAAUUUUAUUUAAUGGGCAGACCUAGAAACAGUGGUAUUAGCAACACAGAGAAGUUGACAAAGAACUGUGGGCAAAAACUUAAGAUUCUUUCAUAGCUAAAGAAAGUCGAUGUAUCAAGAAAUUUACAUCUUCUAACUCUUCCUGGAGGCUUCUGUUUAACUAAACUGCAGCUCACAUGCUUAUUAGCUUCAGUCAAAUCCAUGGAUAUCCUCAAGUCAAGUUAGACUAGCUAGAAGAUAAAAUUACCAGCUGCUAAAUAAACAUUUCCCCCCAAAGUAUUCCAUGCCUCCAUCAUAUUUGGAAUUAGCUUGCUUUCACUCAGUUUUGGUACUUUUUUCUCCAAGAUACAAACUGAAGUCUAUUCUGCAUAUUUUGCAAGAAGAAGAGGGUCAGUUGAAUGCAGUAUGCUGCAUCAUAAACACUAUUUAUAUACAACCCACUAAUGAUUAAAGCAGUUUCUGCCAAGUCAAAUGGAAACAAUGGUAUCUAUAAAGGAUUUAUAUAUAUAUAUAUAAAAGGAUUUCUAUAAACAUUUUUUAUAAACAUGAAAUGUAUGUUUAUAAACACAAAUUUAUGUUUUCCUUUAAAACAAGGACAUGGGUUUCUUAUUUGGAAUAUUAAAAAGUGGUUUCUGGGUAACUGUGGAUCUUUGUAUACAUUAAACAAUUAAACUUGA
Molecule: messenger RNA, 3728 nt
Organism: Dromaius novaehollandiae (emu)
Lineage: Eukaryota; Metazoa; Chordata; Aves; Casuariiformes; Dromaiidae
Gene: MRPS10
Product: mitochondrial ribosomal protein S10
Exons: 8
Coding region: 166-759 (197 amino acids)
Biological process (GO): translation
Cellular component (GO): mitochondrion; ribosome; mitochondrial small ribosomal subunit
Molecular function (GO): structural constituent of ribosome
Source: RefSeq, a predicted model, not a curated record